Rana temporaria (common frog) is the source of this 7809-nucleotide messenger RNA. It is a transcript of the gene USP6NL, whose product is annotated as USP6 N-terminal like. The record is from RefSeq and is a predicted model, not a curated record. Lineage: Eukaryota; Metazoa; Chordata; Amphibia; Anura; Ranidae. Bases 1155 to 3719 code for a protein of 854 amino acids. The transcript is spliced from 14 exons.
ACGGCGCUGAACUCCAUGACAGGUAAGUGUGAUAAUAUUUAAAGUCAGCAGCUGCAGUAUUUGUAGCUGCUGGCUUUUUAAUAUUUUUUUUUUCGGUGGACAUCUGCUUUAAGUUUAGAUCUUCUUGUACUGCUUUGCGACUAACUGGCUUGUCUAUAGAAGUGGGGGGGAGUUUAUACCAGCUACGGCUGCCCAUUGGCGGUGCGGUGUUCUUUUCUGCCUAGUGUCCUAAUCUUUUAGGUGGCGCUGUAAAACCUAUUGCCAAGAAUAGAACUCUGGGAUUUUUUCCCUUUAUGAUCAUUUUGUUUGUGUGGUUUUUUUUUUCACACAUUUUUAUGUGCUUCUCGGGGAAGUUGUGGUCCUAAAAUGUCUUUGAAGGGCCAUUUUGGAUAAAUUAAGCAUAUAAAUUGACACAGGUUUAAAAGGAGAGCUCAUUUCUGUGAGCUGUGAAUCGCACCACGAAAAGGCUACUUCUGUUGUGGUCAGGAGAGAAGUGCACUCUUCCAAAUAUCUAAAGAUUAAGCUCUAAUUUUCUUUAAAAGUACAACACACUGUGGUCUCUGGUGGGACUAUUAUGCUCGGGAUUUAAGUGUGGGGACAAAUGUUUUGGUUUCUCUUUGUUCUGAUUGGUGUCUGAGGCAGCCUGUCAGGUCAAGUAGGAGCAUGUCGGAGGUACAACACUCUAUGGUAGGUGCUGAGGGACUUCACAGAGCUGAAGACAACACACAGCAUGGGAUUUUCCUGCUAGUAGAUGUUAAAGCCGUCUUGUGUAUUUCAACACCUCAACGUAAAUUUCACCAUUGCUGCUUUUUUUUUUUUGUGCUGGCUUAGUUUCUCAUUAGUUCAUUCCUAUUUAAAUCUGUGUUACUAAUUUUGCUUCAGUAGAUUUUUAUCAAAUUGAUUGGCUUUUAAACAUUUCUUGACUGUAAGUAGCAGCUUUGCUUGAUCCCGAGUCUACUCGUGUAGUGCAUGAGCUGCUCUCCUGAAGGUUGCCUUUAAGCCUUCAAAAGAAUUUAGGGACGCAUAUUUGAGAAGGUAUGAUCUUUCUUGUGCAUUACUUGAGCUCACAGAGGCAGGAUACAAUGAGCUCCAGAAAUGAAACCUGUUGGCUUUAUGUAUGAAGAGCGGCUGGCUUCUUUUCCUGCGAACUAGAGAUGAUUCAGGUUUUGCAGAUUGUGAAAGAACUGGUCUCACCUUCAAGGCGCAGGGCAGCGACAGCACACAAAGAUCCAGACUCUGAGGAAGAAGCGGCCAUUAAAUCUGCACAAGAACGAGCUGAUAUAGUUGCCAAAUAUGACAAGGGCCGAGAAGGUGCAACGAUCGAACCUUGGGAGGAUGCUGAUUAUCUCGUCUACAAGGUCACAGACAGAUUUGGCUUUUUGCAUGAAGAAGAACUACCAUUUCACGAUGAAGCAAUAGAAAAGCAAAAAUUUUUAGAAAUUGAAAGGAUCUCCAAAUGGCUGAAAAUGCUGAAGAGCUGGGAUAAGUACAAGAACUCUGAAAAGCUGCACAGAAGAAUUUACAAAGGCAUUCCCCUUCAGCUCAGAGGUCAAGUCUGGUCACUAAUCCUAGAUGUACCGAAACUGAAAGAUGAGAGAAAAGACCUUUAUCUGAUUCUCAAACUGAAAGCAAGACGUUUGUCACCUGACAUCAGACAGAUUGACCUGGAUGUUAACCGAACAUUUCGAGAUCACAUUAUGUUCAGAGAUCGAUACGGAGUAAAACAGCAGGCUUUAUUCCAUGUAUUAGCUGCAUAUUCAUUAUACAACACGGAGGUUGGAUACUGUCAGGGGAUGAGCCAGAUAACCGCUCUGCUCCUUAUGUAUAUGAAUGAAGAAGAUGCAUUUUGGGCGCUUGUGCGACUUUUCUCGGACUCUAGACAUGCAAUGCACGGGUUUUUCAUCCCUGGCUUUCCAAAGCUUCUCAGAUUCCAAGAACAUCAUGACAAAAUCGUGAAAAAAUAUAUGCCGAAACUUAAACAGCACUUUGAAACUCAGGAACUGUACACAAGUCUGUAUACUAUGAAAUGGUUUUUCCAGUGCUUCCUAGACCGGACACCUUUUACGUUAAAUCUAAGAAUAUGGGAUGUAUACAUACUUGAAGGUGACCGGAUUCUAACUGCAAUGUCUUAUACAGUUUUGAAACUUCAUAAAAAAUACCUAAUGAAGCUGACUAUGGAAGAUCUAAUUGAGUUCCUGCAGGAGAACCUAGCCAAGAAUUUUGGUUAUGAGGAUGACUAUGUUAUUGAACAACUUCAGAUUUCAAUGGGGGAGCUGAAAAGAGGAAAGCUGGAUCUCCCUCCUCCAGGUAAAGAGGAAGAAUUACCCAAAAAGCUGUUGGGUCAAGUUCCUCCUGAACCACCACCAGUACACAUGAAUCAUAUUAUGAAUGGGCAAAAGAAUGCUAGCAAACUUCCACCUAAUGUAAAACCUGAGAAAGUACCAUCUCCGAACAAACCCCAGCAAGUGUCGCCACCUGGAGAAAGGAGAAUGAAGAAUUCCACUGAAAAGUCUACUGUCAGGUCAUCAAAAAGAGGAGCUGCUGAUUUCCGUACAGAACAACCUAAACAAGAUCAGCAUUAUAAGAAGUUUCCACAUCCUAGCACGUUGUCUCAGGACAACAUUAAAUACCAUGAUAAUGCUGCUGCUAACCAAAACUCAAAUGCAACUUCUAGUGCAUCUAAGGAAAUCGCUCCGAAAUGGAAAGUACCUACAGAGUCUAAAAAUAAAGAGCUUCUUCUGAAACACAUGGGUGAAGCAAAACCAAACCCACCAGACUAUAAUGUUGCAGUCCAGGCUGAUCGCAAUUUAACUGCUAAGCACAGAAAUAGGGUUGCUGAUAUGGGAAAUAAACGUGGGUCAAACGCAUCUCAGUAUGACAAUGUUUCUGGAGGUGAGAAUGAAAAUGACAAUCAGGUUGAAAAUUCUAGGCAUUCGGCAGAUCUGGCCUCUCCAAGGAAUGCAAUGUACAUCAGCACCACUUCCUCACGGCAUCCUUCUAAAGGCUCUAGUCCAGCUAGGUUAAUUGAGAAUAAUUCAGGAAUCGGUAUGCAAACACAUUCUCUAGUACGUGCUCCACUAUAUCAGGGUACUAAUGACGGAUACAGUCAAAAGCAACCUCCACCACCAUAUUACGGCAGUCCUCCUCUUUAUAUAGAGAAUGCUAAAUCUUCAAUGAGCCGUCUGAACAGUGAACCUCAUUCACCAGUAAAUUGGGCUAGUCCAUCCAGUAAAUCUUAUGGGUAUAGCAUUGAUGUUCCUCCUGAUAAAAUGCCAGUCAAUUCAAACAUUAGACAAAACCCUGGUAUGUCACCCUCUAGUAGAAUUGAAGUCCUACCUGCAGAUGAAAAUGCCACUCUUCGUUUAGGCAAUUUUAACAAGAAAGAAAAACAAAAGUUUAUUCUUCCACCAGUAGACUAUGUUGCGGACCAUACGUUCUUCCCAGAUGUAUCCUUUCAGACAUUUGGACAGCCCUUAAACGCAGAAGCUUCAAGAAGUUAUUUGUCAAGUAUACAGAGAUUUCCAGACUCGCAGCAACCUGCAAGUCCACUCAACAGUUUUUCAUCUUUGUCGGUCAACAGUUCAGUAAGGCCAAGAACUUCUUCACAAGGUGAUCAUGGAAACCCACCACACUAUCUUCAUUCCAAAUCUGGAGUCAGUUCUCCGGCCUAUCGAAGUCGUCGUGACGGUUUAAUAAUGCACGAGUCUGUGAUGCUGUAAACGGCAAUCUCAGUCUGGUUGCCUGGAGACAGCCUAUUUUCUUUGUCUUUUGAAAGAACAGUUUAGACAUAAGUCUUUGGGUUGUGUUAGAGGAUCUAAAAUAGAAAAUCGUAGUAACACCAACAUGCAAGCUUUGUUAAAAUAUGCAUGGGUGUAAUGGUUUCUAGACUUUAGGUUCUACAGUCUAGAAUCCUUAAAAUGUAGCCUUUUUGUACAUACUAUUUUGAAAUAUUUAUUAAAACUCUAGCUACAGUACAUUAGUGCCUGAACCUAGCCUAAUCUGUUUGCUAUUGGUAAAAUAUUUUAGUUGUUUCAAGGUUUUUGAUACAUAAAUGUUAGAAAACUUCUAUGGAAAAAGUGUUUCAAUGUAAGAAUGUGGCUGGGAACAGGCUGAAAAUAUUUAUUGCACCAAUAGUGGCAUUCAAAGUAGUAACUGUAUGGAAUCUUACAGUUUUCUUUACCUCUAUUAAUACUUUUUUCAUUUCCUUCCUAUAUCUACACAGUACUAAUAUAUAAGGCAGGGCUCUAAACUAACCUUUCACUGUUUCUGAAGAAUAAUAUCAGAAUCGACCCCAUGCAUGAUACUGUAUGUGUAUUCUUACAUAUUUUUCAAUUUUACAUUUUUACUGGCUGCAUUCAGCAGUAGGCAGGCUAGACCUGCCUAUUAAAAUUCAGAUCUUUCUCUUUUCAGUCCUCUGCUUGAAAUUUAGAUAUUUGCUGGCCGAAAUUGAAUUGAUUUAAUUAUCUCUUUUGUCUUUUGUUAAUAUGGCAGCUGUGACAGUGCUGUAAAUAUGGGAGUAUUUUAUUUUCUGUAAAUUAGCCUGGUCUUCAGCUCAUUAUAGGAUGACAUGAUUUUUUGUAGAGUACUUUAAUGCACUUGUCAAACUUUCAGUGCUACAUGUUUCUGUAAUAGCUGCUAUAGAUUCUACCCAGGUUAUUUUAGAUUUAAUGGUGUGUCUUCCAACAGCUCUAGCCUUCUCAUGCCGUAAAAUUCUUUAUUGUAACCAUUUGGCAUUAUGCACUUUAGCGAUAUUGAUUUUGAAAGUGCUGUACCAGCUGUGAGAUGUAGGUGUUGAGUGCAUCCCAUGCAAAAACAAAAGCUAAUGCAAUAUGGUCAGAGCAUCUAAAUUAAAAUCACAACAUACCCAAAUGACUGCAGAUUGAGUGCAUUUCCCCUAACUCGUUUACACAUGACAAGCCUUUCAAAAUAAUGGGUUUAAUAUUUAGCUUUUAGUGAACGCUAGUGCUGAAAAGUAACAGGAACUAUUUGGAUCCAGUGCAGAUAUUGAAAACCUGUAGCAGCUCUAAAUGGGAGUGUUGCAUUGAUUCUAUGAAUUGGCAAGUAGGUAUUGUCCUCGAAUUGUGUUUCAAGGAAAAGAUAAACGCAUGCUUCUAGUAGCAGUGAAAGCCUUGCCUAGGCAACUGAUAACUAACAGGUUUCUGCAGCAUUCCUAUAAUACUGUGCAUGGUGCCUUCUUUACAGAUACCUCUGGUCCACUUCAAUAGACCAUAAUGUUCAGCACUGUGUGUAAUGCUUACUACUACAUCCCAGAUUACUGGCCUUGCGUGAUUUCUUACAGAUACCUUAUAGUUGCAGUGUUUAGAUGAGCUCUAUUGAGUUGAACUGCUAAGUGUGUAUCUGAGUAAUUCUUCCAAUAAUCACAAAAAUUUCAUUUUCUGUAUUUUCUAACAUCCUCCUUCAACAACAUAACACUUUCCAAAUGAUACUGAAUGGGUAAACAUUACACAAAGUGCUGUUUUUUUAUUCAUUCCCCUCCAUACUUUGAGUAAAACCUUUCCCCUCCUUCAAUAAUCAUGCACUCUCCUCCAGCAGCAUGUCUUUAACUAUGUGCCUUGGCUUUUAAUGGCUUAAUGUCUGCUGUUUUAUCAUUACACGAUCACACCUUUUAUGAACCGAUGCAUUGUGUGCUGAAAUGACACUAAUAGUUAAGAGAAGGCAAAUCAAUUCGAAUUGUCUGCUUUAUUUCCAAGUGCCAGUGUGAGUGGGUUUUAGCUACUUCUUGAUUGACACAUUUUUCAUUGAUUUUUCUCUUUCGUGCUCUUUUCCUCCUUUUUACUUUUCUAGAAAAAGUGUAAUUUUAGUCAUUUCAGCUUUCACAUAACAGCGUCACAAACCAAAGUAGCAAUGGCACUGCCUUGCUUAGCAGGGAAACCACACAAAACCUUAACUGCUUACAAGUGUUAAUAUUGCUUUUCAUAUUCAACAACAUAGCUUCACUUUUACCUCUUUCUGGCAAACUUGAUAUUAUAAAUUGGGGUAGAAAAUGGUAUGAGUUUUAUAAACUGUGAUUGUUUGCAUACAUUUUUGCUUCUAAUUGGGCAUGCGUCUAAUGUAUUCAUUGUGCCCCUUGGAAAAUAACCAGAUUUGGUUGUGCCAUAUGAGACCUACAGACAAAUGCUGUGACGAUUGACAAACAGGGACAUGGUUUAUUAUUUAGGCCAUAAACACAACAUAAGUAUUGGUGUCUGGAACAAUGAAAGUGAACAUAGGAUCUAAAAAGUUAGUUGCUUUUAGACUUGUCAUUGGGCAUAGUAUAUGCUUCAAAACAAUAGAAUAAAAAAGUGCUUGAUCAACCGCUAACCAACACAUAGGAUGCAGAGUAACAGGGCCAUUAUGAUUAGCAGCUCCCAUUGUGGACCUUGCUUUUGGUUAUGUGCUUAUAAAUGGCUUACCAAUUUAAAUGGCAUGUAAGGUCUUAAAGUGCUAUUAAGACUUUUUUUCAAUAACACACGUUAUACUUGCCUGCUCUGUGUAAUAGUUUUACAAAGAGCAGCCCUAUCCUCUUCUCAGGUGGCCCACUGGUACCCUGGGCUCCUUCCAUCUUUUAAGUGCCCCCAUAGCAAGCCGCUUGCUAUGGGGGAACUCUUGUGUGCCUGCUCCUGAGCCCCAGUCUGUGUCCAUAAUUUAAACAGAAUAGGACUCGGCAGCGGAUCCCUCCUCACUGGCUGUGAUUGACAGCCAAUGCCUUCCACUGCUGUCUCUGAGCCAGUGAGGAGGCAGAUAGCCGGGACAACUGUUUUUGUGCAUAUCGCUGGAUCAGGCUCCGAUAUUAGGGGGGCUGCAGAGCAGCUGCAUACUGAAGGUUUUUACCUUCAUGCAUGUGCAUGAAGGUAAAGAAAAAACCUUCAGGCUUUACAACCACUUUAAGCAACCCUGGCCCUUGCAUAUCUCUGUACUAUUAAGUUGACAAGGAGUACAUCUGUAGAUUAUAGCAAGGAUCAUAUUGUGCUAAGAAACCUUGACACUAGUGUGUGUAGUAUUCUCCAGUAUUAAGUGAGUACACCAGUAAACUGUAUUAGGGACCAACACUGUACAGGAAAAGCUUGAGGUUGGUGAGUGGCAUAGAUCUCUCUCUCUCUCUAUAUAUAUAUAUAUAUAUAUAUAGCAUAGUUUUAUUUGAAAGCUGACAUAGUUAAGUGCUGAGGUACAUUUGUAUUUUGCCAAAGGUUUAGGCAGGCAUAACAUAAACAAUGUUAAUUUACCAAAUUUUCUAUUUAACUGCCCUAAUUUACAGUGUCAGAUUUGUCAGAAAUUUGGUGUUAUGGGUCAGGUUGGAUUAUGAAACUUGUGUUUUUGAGUAACAUGGUACAAAUAAAAUAAGUAUGUAAAAAAUUCUACGUAGCUUUGCAGUAGUAAGGUCUACAAGAUGUGAUAUCUGUAUAUGGUGGGUUUUUAUUUUAAUCCUGAAAAUGAACGUGUUAACCAGUUAGCUGAACACUACACUGAAAAAAGUUACAGAAUUCUUUUUAUAAUCAUUUACCAGUUUGCUUUGUUGCUGACUGUUCCAAUUAAAAAAAGUGUGCUUAUUAUGUACAUAAAAUGGGACUGUUGUAAACAGUGUACAUGUACUAACUGCAGACCUGCGAUUCCUAAUAAAGCUGUGCAAUAUACUGUUUUGGGCCUUUAACACAGCUCUAAAAUAUGUAUCGGCAAUGUCAAAUAUUGUAGAUUGAAUGUAUAAAUAUAUACAUAAUAUUUUCAUAUGUCAUCUGCUACCGUUUUUAACUGUUCUUUCUAAUGUGACUGUAUUUUUUAACAUGUUUAAAAUGAACAUUAAUAAGUACAAAA